Molecule: messenger RNA, 618 nt
Organism: Chrysochloris asiatica (Cape golden mole)
Lineage: Eukaryota; Metazoa; Chordata; Mammalia; Afrosoricida; Chrysochloridae
Product: glutathione S-transferase Mu 1-like
Exons: 7
Coding region: 1-618 (205 amino acids)
Biological process (GO): glutathione metabolic process
Molecular function (GO): glutathione transferase activity
Source: RefSeq, a predicted model, not a curated record
AUGACAAUGAUCCUGGGUUACUGGGACAUCCGCGGGCUGGCUCAUGCCAUCCGCCUGCUCUUAGAAUACACAGACUCCAACUAUGAGGAAAAGAAAUACACGAUGGGAGACGCUCCUGACUUUGACAGAAGCCAGUGGCUGAAUGAAAAAUUCAAGUUGGGUUUCGACUUUCCCAAUCUGCCCUACUUAAUUGAUGGGGCUCACAAGAUCACCCAGAGCAAUGCCAUCCUGCGCUAUAUUGCCCGCAAGCACAACAUGAGUGGGGAGACAGAAGAGGAGAAGAUCCGCGUGGACAUCAUGGAGAACCAGUGUAUGGACACCUGCAUGGAGCUGGCCAGGGUGUGCUACAGCCCUGACUUUGUGAGUUCCCAAUGGGCUGGGGGUCUUGGACCUUGGCGACCGGGCUACGCGGUGGGUUGGGCCUUGGGGUCCCUGGACCUUGGUGGCGACCGGGCUGUGGGCCGCCUGGGCCGCGCGGCAGGUAGGCGAUUUGGGCCUUGGUUGGGCCUGGGCCUUUGUGACCAGCCUGGCCUGAAGAAGAUUUCAGUCUACAUGAAGUCCAGCAAUUUCCUCCCACACCCUCUCUUCGGAAAAGAGGCUCUGUGGGGCAAUAAGUAG